Populus trichocarpa (black cottonwood) is the source of this 1486-nucleotide messenger RNA. Its product is annotated as 26.5 kDa heat shock protein, mitochondrial. The coding region runs from base 432 to 1163 and encodes 243 amino acids. The record is from RefSeq and is a predicted model, not a curated record. Lineage: Eukaryota; Viridiplantae; Streptophyta; Magnoliopsida; Malpighiales; Salicaceae. Gene Ontology annotation, biological process: response to heat. The transcript has 2 exons.
AGCCAACGAAACCAUAACACCCUUACGAAUAAAGUAGGCAAAAGACUUUGGAAUCAGACACGUUGUCAUCUCGAACUCUCCUGCCAUGCGGCGAAUUAGUACAAUUUUAGAAACACCCAGAAGAAAUCAGACACGUUGUCAUCUCGAACUCUCUUGCCAUGCAGCGAAUUAGUACAAUUUUAGAAACACCCAGAAGAAGUCUCUAGUGCUUUACAUGUGAAUCCUUUUGGUUGAUAUGUCAUCACCUCCCAGAACCUCUUAGACCCUUCUCCGACUGUCACAACCCAGCUCCACUGCAACACCACCUCCCUCUUUAAAUUCUCUUUCAUUUUUCUCCAGCUUAAGCAACAAUAAAUUUCAAGUACCCGCAAGAAUCCGCCUCUUCCUUUGAUAGUCUCUUGCUAACCCUCGGAGUAACUUCCCUUUCAAGAAUGAGUUUGGCACGUUUGGCCUUGAGGAAUUUGCCCCAAAGGACGAGCUUCUCUGCUUCUUCUUCAGUGAAUCAUGGAGUUAGCAUUGAUGGUGUUCUCGGUGGGGUUCGAAGGCAAAGGUGGAACCAUGAUGGGUUGUUGAAGAGGUUUAUGACAACAACAACAAGCGAUCAAAUAGCAGGCCGUGAGACAUCAGAUGGCAAAGAAGUAGCUAUCGACAAGGAUAGUGACAAGUCUAAGCUGUUUCGCAGGAAGAAAGGCAAGAAAGGUCUCUGGAGGAAGAGUGAUGGAAUUGAUUUUGUUCCUGCACUUUAUGAGUUUUUUCCUUCAGGUCUUGGAAAUGCACUUGUGCAAGCAACUGAUAACAUCAACAAGCUGUUCCAAAACUUGCAUAUUCCGGCACCCUCGAACCUCAUCGGCCGCGUUAAAGAGAAAGAUGAAUGCUAUAAAUUACGAUACGAGGUUCCGGGUGUAUCCAAGGAGGACUUAAAGAUCGCCAUCGAUGAUGGGGUUUUGACAAUAAAGGGAGAGCUCAAGGAAGAGGAGGAAGAAGGAUCAGACGGCGAGCACUGGUCAAUGAGGAGCUAUGGAUGUUAUAAUACUAGCAUUAUGUUGCCUGAUGAUGCUAAAGCUGAUGAAAUUAAGGCUGAGUUGAAGGAUGGUGUGCUAUACAUUACCAUUCCAAGAACUGAAAAGCCUAAAAAGGAUGUCAAGGAGAUUGAUAUCCAUUAAUGUUUUUUCUCUUCUCUCCCUCGCUCUCUGUAUCAAAGUGAGUUCUAUAAUGGUGUUUUGGUGUCUAAAGAAACACCCCCCCCCCCCCCCCCUCCCCCACUUCCUCUUCUCCCCUUAACCAGUCCGGGAGGCGUCCUGUACUUGGUGUGAAUUGCCUCUUAGUUUCCUAAUGUCCUCUGCGUGAAUUAAAAUAAAGGUAAAUAAGCAUAGUUUGAUGACGAUAGAAAGUUUACAUUCGUCGUUCUACUUUUGUUACUCUUGAUUUUGUAUUGAUUGCCCAUCUAUUCUAUUUAUAUUAAUCAUAAUACAUUAUUACACCUAAA